Messenger RNA from Medioppia subpectinata, 6549 nucleotides. The record is from the annotation of a GenBank genome assembly. Lineage: Eukaryota; Metazoa; Arthropoda; Arachnida; Sarcoptiformes; Oppiidae.
AUGGGAUAUACCGACGUCGACGAGUGUCCGCAUUCAUGCGGUGCUAACACUCACUGCCAGAACACUCUCGGAAGCUAUUUAUGCGAAUGUAAGAAUGGUUUCGUUGGCGACCCCUAUCUAUCAGCCGGUUGUGUCGACGACGACGAAUGCCUUCGUCCCAACUCUUGCGGUCUUAACACUGAGUGCUAUAACACUUUGGGUUCAUAUCAGUGCGUCUGUAGUGUUGGCUAUACCGGAGACGCGGCACUCGUUUGCGCCGAUAUUGACGAAUGCCUACAGAAUCCUUGCGGUCCGGGGGCUGACUGCGUGAACAUUGCCGGUUCGUACCAAUGCCAGUGUCCGGACAAGUACGUGGCCAGAGGCACACCCGACCUCGGGUGCGAUCGGGCCGCUGUGGACGUGUCGUGUAGAUUUGAUUACGACUGCACUGUCAACGCCGGUUGUGUGGACAACGCGUGUCGCUGUAAAAUUGGUUAUCAAAUCAGUGGCAUUGAAUGCAUUGAUGUGGACGAAUGCAAGAAUAGAAACAUUUGCGGAGUGAAUGCCAAAUGCGUGAACUCUGAGGGCGGGUAUGAGUGCGAGUGUCGGUCCGGAUAUGAGAAGAUUGAGUUGACGUCAAAGAGUCGGUGCAGAGACGCCAAUGAGUGUCUAUUCGGACGAUUCCCGUGCGGAGCGAAUGCCAAAUGCAUUAACAGUGACGGCGGCUAUAAAUGCCUUUGUAAGGACGGCUUCAUAGGAAACGCCACCACUGGUUGCAAAUCCCCCUGCGAUGGUGUAAACUGUGGAAAACACGCCAAUUGUCAGGUGAAUGGCAUCGAAGCGAACUGUUUCUGCGAUCAGGGCUACAGUUUUGAUCCCAACAAUAUAGCGCUCGGAUGUGUCGACGUAAAUGAAUGCGACUCUAGUCACGGCCCCUCUGGUCUCUGUGGACAGGGAGCUGUUUGCACUAAUGUGCUCGGAAGUCAUCGAUGCCACUGCCAACCAGUGUUCGGACCGAACGGAAAGUGCGGCUUUUCGGCCGUCUGUACCAACACUGUCGGCAGUUUCAGCUGUCGGUGUCCGCCGGGCAGUCACGGCGAGCCCUUCACUCGCUGUGUUAUCGAGACCUUCUGUGACGCCAACACCGGCUGUUCCGGGAAUGCCGUUUGCAAAACCAAUCGAUGUGUUUGUCCGCCGCCAUUCUUCGGCGAGAGUUGCAAACUGGUUCUCAUGUCUAAUGAAUUGUCAAAACUCUUUUCACACACCUUUUCAGACCCAUGCGAUCAGUUAUUCUGUGGCGAACACGCGAAGUGUGAAUUGGACUCAAGCGGUAACCCUCUCUGUGCCUGCGCUGAAGGCUAUGUCGGAAAGAGUAAUAGUCUUCCCGGUUGUGUCGAUAUCGAUGAGUGUGUGGUCAGCAAACCGUGCGGACACAACGCUGUCUGUCGUAAUACUCCGGGCAAAGAAAGGAUUGACUGUUCAGACAGUAAUCCGUGUCCUCUCAAUGAGGAAUGCAUUACAACUAAUAGGACUCAUCAAUGCGUGUGUAGGAGAGGUUACAUAAGGGAUGCGGUGGGCGAACAGUGCAGAGACGUGAAUGAGUGCACGGAACUGACCAAAUCCGCCUGUGGUCUCAACGCCUUCUGUACUAAUCUGGACGGAGGCUUUGUCUGUCACUGUCCGACCGACGUGAAUGAGUGCACGGAACUGACCAAAUCCGCCUGUGGUCUCAACGCCUUCUGUACUAAUCUGGACGGAGGCUUUGUCUGUCACUGUCCGACCGGUUACACUGGAAACUCUUACUCCAUUUGCUAUCCUGACUUAAUGAAGUGCGAGAAAGACAAGGAAUGUCCGGGAAAUACCAUUUGUAUUGACGAUACAUACGAUGGCAAACACUGUGGAUGUCAGACACCAUUCGUCAGAGAAGGAGAUUAUUGCAUAUUGAUGAGCCGUAACUGUUCGACACUCAAUACGUGUCCCCAAAACCAAGACUGCAUUUAUUCGGGUUCUGUGAUGAGCCGUAACUGUUCGACACUCAAUACGUGUCCCCAAAACCAAGACUGCAUUUAUUCGGGUUCUGGUUAUGGAUAUUGUAUUUGUCCGAAAGGAUUCACAUUAGAGGCGAACGGCUUCUGUCGGGAUAUCAAUGAAUGCGAGGAAAUGAAUGAAUUUGAAUUAUGCGGAAACAACGCCGAGUGCGUCAAUCUUCCCGGUGCUUAUGAAUGCCUGUGCGGUGAGGGAUACUCUGGUGUCGGCCGCACCGGUUGUACCCGUAUUUGUAAGUAUCAAAUAUUACAGUUAAAGUAUGUCANCGGAAACAACGCCGAGUGCGUCAAUCUUCCCGGUGCUUAUGAAUGCCUGUGCGGUGAGGGAUACUCUGGUGUCGGCCGCACCGGUUGUACCCACCAAUCGUGCGAAAAGGACAGUCAAUGUACGCCAAACCACAAGUGUGUCCGUAAAUGGUGUGAAUGUUUGCCACCUUUCAUACAAGUCGGCCAAACCUGUAAACAUCCGUGUGAUUGGCACCAAUGCGGCCAAAACGCCGAGUGCUCUUUGGGUGCGAAUGGGACGCAAUGCCGCUGUAAAACAGGCUGUACUGGAGAUCCAAACACUGGUUGCAUCGAUAUCAAUGAAUGCACGUCUCUAUUGCCGAUCGAUCCGAACGGUCCGUGCGCUGUAUCGGCCAUAUGUGUGAACGUAUUGGGCAGUUAUAAGUGCGAGUGCUCUCAGGGAGCGGAUGGAGAUCCGUAUACAUCGGGCUGUUUUGGUCGCGCCAAAUGUGAGACCAACUCUCACUGUCCGGACGAUACCGUAUGCGACAGACAGGCGGGCGUUUGUAACGACGCGUGUCUGGCGGCCAUAUGCGGGCCCAACACCGACUGCGUGUCCGUCAAUCACGAGCCCCUUUGCCAGUGUAAGCCUGGCUUCACCGGCAACGCUAACGAUUUGAUCCAGGGAUGUGUCAGCCCCUGCACUAACGUUUGGUGCAGUAUUAACGCACACUGUAUUGUCAACAGCGAGAACGUCGGUAUCUGUCAGUGUAUGAAUGGCUUUAACGGCAACCCCUGGGCCGGCGGCGGAUGUCAUCCCGACUCCGGCUGCUCGGCGUCGAAGCCCUGUCUCCUCGCCGGUCAGGAAUGCAUUGACGGCAAGUGUGUGGAGAGCUGUCACGACAGCAAGUGUGGAGUCGGAGCCAAAUGCGAUCUUCACACCAAUCAAUGCAAAUGUUUGCCUUUCUUUAUUGGAAAUCCCGAUAUUCUGUGCGCACCUCCGCUGCCGACGCCUCCCAUCUGUGCCCCGGGCUGUGGUCUCAACUCUCACUGCACGUACUCCACACCCAAUAAGUGUGUCUGCAAUUCAGGCUAUAGUGGAAAUCCAUACAAAUCGUGUACAUCAGUGCCCAGAUGUGAGAACAUAGUGUGCGGUCAGAGCGCCUCCUGUCUGGAGGGGGCGACCAGUGUUGAGUGCAUUUGUCCCGCAGGACUGCACGGCAAUCCAUUCCUCGGCUGCGAAGACGUCAACGAAUGCCUUCAGGGAAACCCAUGCGGAACGGGUGCCAACUGUGUCAAUGUGAUCGGCAGUUACCAAUGCAUAUGUCCGUCAGGUUUCAUCGGUAACCCACUCUACGCCUGUCAACCGCCGCGCAUCGAAGACCUGACGGGUGGUGUCGGCACCUCGUGCUCGACAACAUUCAACUGCCCGACGGGUGCCUUCUGUUUCCGAGGCAUUUGCGCGCAACCAAACGCUUGCAAACACGACUCCCAGUGCGAGACUAACAACGCCUGUAAUUUUGUCAACAAAGAGAUCGGUUACCAAUGCGUCGAUCCGUGCGAUACCACUCAAUGCGGACCAAACGCCUUCUGCAUCUGCACUGAACACAAGCCGUUGUGUUACUGCAAAGACUCCCAUUUGGGUGAUCCCCACGACCUCGAGAAGGGCUGUACGCCUCGCACGUCACCCAUCGCUGUCAUCAGUUGCGGUGUUGACGACGACUGUACCGAUGGAUACGUGUGCCGACAAUCGCCGGAUGGCGAGCGCCGGUGCGCCGAUGUAUGCGCUGGCAUUCAAUGCGGACCCAACGCUAUGUGUCAAUCGAUGGGACGACGGCCUGAAUGUAACUGUAAUGACAAUUACGACGGAAAUCCAUAUGAUCUGCAAAAAGGCUGUAAUCCUCCCAUUUGUCGUGAAGACGGCGACUGUAACGCCGACGAGACUCCUGAAUGUAACUGUAAUGACAAUUACGACGGAAAUCCAUAUGAUCUGCAAAAAGGCUGUAAUCCUCCCAUUUGUCGUGAAGACGGCGACUGUAACGCCGACGAGACGUGCGUUCUUCUGCCCCAAGGCUUCAAAGACUGUCAGAGCGUUUGUAAGGACUUCCAGUGCGGCAUCAAUACUGUCUGUCGCGGCGCCGGACACACGGCUUACUGCGAGUGUCGGCCAAACUUCGCGGGCGACGCCUACGACACGCGCUUUGGGUGCCAACCAUUGCAGGUCACGUGCGCUGACGACACCAGUUGUCCCGACUAUCAGGCCUGUCGUCGAACUCCUAAUGGAUUCAAGAAUUGUACCGAUAUUUGUCUGAACGUGAGGUGCGGUCUAAACGCGCAUUGCGUGGGAAGAGGCCAUCAGGCGGUCUGCGAAUGUUUGCCCGGUUUUAUCGGCGAUGCCAUCAGAAGUUGUCAGAAACCACCGCAACAUCUGUGCGAUAGAGACGAUCAGUGCUCUCACGACAAGAAAUGCAUUCUCACUGUCGAAAACAUCAGGGAUUGUGUGGACACAUGCGUCGGACAGGUAUGCAGUGAAGGCGCCCACUGUGUGGGCAAAAACCAUAGGCCACAGUGUGAGUGCCUUCAGGGCUAUACCCGUAUCGCUGGCGACACGAGCGGCGCCUGCGCUCCCAAUCUCUGCCAAUCGGACCGCGAGUGUAGAGAAGACCAGAUCUGCGCGACGACCAGAAAAGGAGUACUCGAUUGUAUGGAUGUCUGUCAGACAAUCAGAUGCGGACCAAACGCUCAGUGCGUGUCCGUUGAACAUCAGGCCCACUGUCAGUGCAAACAGGGAUUCCUCGGCAGUCCAGAGGAUCUGUUGAGAGGCUGUUCGCCGAAAGACAAGUGUACGUCAAAUACCGACUGCAAGACAACCGAAGCGUGUCUUUUGAACCAAAACGGAAUCAAAGAUUGUGUCGACGGCUGCAGUGCUAACCUCUGCGGACCCGACACUCUGUGCAAUACAAACAACCAAUUCGUCUCGUGUACCUGUAAAGAGGGUUACACCGGACGGCCCGGCGAUGGCACAGUUGGCUGCUAUAAAAUACCCCACGAAUGCGAGAGCGACGACAGCUGUCCGUCAAACGCGGUCUGUGUUCGCGGACCCCAAGGCAUCAACCAAUGCAAAGACGUGUGCGAACACUCCCUCUGCGGUGAGAACGCCGUUUGCGCGACCGCUAACCACAGGGCGCAGUGCACUUGUCGACAGGGCUUUGUCGGCGACCCGACCCACAUGUGUGUCAAUCCCGACGAAUGCAAAUCAGACGAAGACUGCGCCAUCGAUAGCGUGUGCCGAACCGAUACGGCCAACGCUCGCAAGUGUGCCAACGCUUGCCUAUACACCCAGUUAUCACAAAACCCAAUGUUUCUGCGCCGCUUCGAUAGCGUGUGCCGAACCGAUACGGCCAACGCUCGCAAGUGUGCCAACGCUUGCCUAUACGUCAAGUGCGGCAAAAACGCCAUCUGUAGACCCAGUUAUCACAAAACCCAAUGUUUCUGCGCCGCGGGCUUCGACGGCGACGCCUAUGAUCUCAUCCACGGCUGUCAACCCGUUCGCCGCAAUGUAUGCGAUACUGACAUCGACUGUCACUCCAGUCAGACGUGUAAACAAACGCCGUCCGGAAUAUUGGAUUGCGUGGACGCGUGCGAAGCCGUCACCUGUGGUCCCAACUCUAACUGCAAAGGCGUCGGCCAUAAGGCUCAGUGUCUUUGUCUGUCCGGUUAUGUCGGAGACGCCGAUAAUGUACUGAACGGAUGUCGACAGAAGGAAACCAAUGAAUGCGAGUUUGACUUCGAUUGUCGCGAACCCACAGACGUCUGCAAACCAAUGAACGAAGGCCUCAAGAAGUGCUUCAACGCGUGUCAGUUCACGAGUUGUGGCACUGGAUCUCAUUGCGUGGCCUCCAAUCACACGGCUUUCUGCGAUUGUAUCGGCGGUUUCGUCAGAGACCAGAACGCCGUUUGCAAACCCAAAACCAAUGAAUGCAAUCAAGACUCUCACUGUCCGUCCUUUGAAUCCUGCAAAUCGUCACCCUUUGGAUCACUGAAAUGUGCCGAAGCGUGCAUUGACUUCACCUGCACUCCGAACUCGCAAUGCGUUUCACUGCAACACAAGGGUCAGUGCAAAUGCGAUCCCGGAUUCACUGGCGAUCCCCAGACCAGAGCCGGUUGUGUCCCGAUUCCGAUCCACGGUUGCGAUGUGGACAUCGACUGCGCCAACCCUAACGACAUCUGUCAACCGGACGCCAGCGGUAUUCGCAAGUGUGUCGACGGCUGCUCUCACUUCGAGUGCGGCAAAAGUGCC